UAAAUAUAAACAUUGUCCGGCCAUCCAUGGCGAGAAAUUUACGAGAGCCGGAGCAACUUUAUAAAUAGCGGCGCGCUUAUGUCCAGUUCUAGGAUAUAUUUAAAACGACCAACAAAAUUACAAUUACAUCGGCUCUAAAUACUAUUUCGAAUACACAAUCGUCGGAAUGCUAUUUACCACUCUAAUAGUUUCAACACCAUCCGAUGCGGACGAUGACGCUAAUUUUAGAUUCCCGGACGAAAAUGCACAGAAAGAAGUGAAAACACGAAGUACGGUAUUUGUACGCCGCUUUUGUCAUUGGUUAUUUCAUAUUAUCUAUUGUUCCUAUUGGGAUCCAAGCGGACAAAAGUUCAACAUGUUACACGCUUCGUUCGCCCGCGCCUCAACUUUACCAUUUGAAGACUGUUUCCACCGCGUAUGGUCUUUCGGAAAGGAAAAUAUGCGAUGCCAGUUUAUCCAGAAAUGUGCACAGAAAAAAGCCCACGACAACAUCAUCUUAUUCCGCGUAAUUUAAUUGCCACAUUUAUCUCAUUCACCAAUGAUGAAUUGUCAUGUCUUAUUCCAGAUAUAUCAAUUAGUACCAAUAUACUAUAGUAAUUAGUUGACGAGAUCCGGUUUCAGCUGCAUUCUGUAAUCAGGAUCAACUCGAAGUUUUUAGAUAAAUGACAACCCAGAAUGGAAAAUGAACCAGAUGUGCAAUAUUCCUGAAGAAGAUGUUGGAAAGCUUAAUCCCUGUCAAAUCGACAAUCUCCUUGUUGGCUUGCGUAUAUAUAGUCACUCGAUCAAGUCUAUCGCUAUGAUGAAGGCCAAUCAGCUCCCCAAAAUACUGUGUGGCAAUUUUAUCCUGAAAGCAAUAUAAUUGAAACGAUGAUCAAUACAAAAUACAUUAAACUCAAUUACCGGCAAAUAAAUGUAUUUAUGAAUGAUUGUGGCCAAGAACAUUACAUCGCACAGUACCGUUAUCAAAGUGACUAUGACCCAUGGAAGCACUGUAGCAGCAAUGAAUACAACGGUCUUCAUGCAAAGGCUUACUGAAAAAUACAUAAUGAAACAUGAUGAAUUAUUCAAUGUUACAGUAAUAAAUACUUAGAAGUAAAAAUGCGGUUAUCAUCCAGCUGAUGUUUAGAGCAAGCCAAAGGCAUAAAAUGACAGUGAAAUCGUUCAGAUCGUCCCACGACAUCCCCACCAAUGCGUUAUCGACUAAACUUUUAUUGUCGCAAAAAUAAACUGAAAACAUUAACGAAAAUGUUGAAAUUCCUCUCGAAGUUCAGUUUAAGUUGCAAGCUCUUCGUGAUAUCAAUAAUAACAAUUGCUGAAGGGAUUUACCAAAUCGUUCUUAUAACCAAAGCUUCAGUCAAAUAUAAACAUGAAGAUAUGUGUACUCAUAAAUACGAGAAAUUCCAGGAUGCAGUUACGCACUUUGCCUAUUUUUACAGAGUUUCAGAAUGCGGAGACAUUCGACUGAGAUUCUUUUUAGAAAGCAUAUCGAGUCUAAACAAUAAUUUGAGAACGUUUCUGCAGAACGUUACAAAAUUAUCCCAUAACCCGACUAAAAUAGCAAAUUUCACCUACGUAUAUUUUACAAUUGCUACUAUACUAGAUAUGUUCAUGAUAUUAUUCAAUAUACCUAUAUUUACGGCCAGCUUUUGCACCGAGCAAAUAAACCUUUGCAAACAAAUUUUUAUACCCUGGGUGAUUGUUAUGACUGCGAUAAUUACUUUUGAUCUAAUUACGAUUCCUAUUAUUUUUAGGAUAUUGUACGGUAGCCAGUACGCUUCGAGGUGGGUCUUAAUGCUGGGAUUUAGUCAUAAAUACGUUGAGCGUUUCACUUUGAAGCACACCAAGUUCAAUGCGGAGUUAGUGCAUCACCUCACGAAUUUUCCCCAUCGACUUAUGUACAUAUCGUUCAGACACAUCGUCAGUUUACCUUUAUUCAUUUUAUUCAUGUUCAUUAUUUGCAAGGAAUUGCAUUAUCAUUAUAAGCAGAGCAAAAUGCGUAAAAUGAAUCAGAUCACUUCAAACGUAUAGAUCACAGUAUUUCCAUGUUG
This is a messenger RNA of Nicrophorus vespilloides, 2048 nucleotides long. RefSeq lists its product as uncharacterized. NCBI's taxonomy places the organism in Eukaryota, Metazoa, Arthropoda, Insecta, Coleoptera, Silphidae. The transcript is spliced from 8 exons. The record is from RefSeq and is a predicted model, not a curated record. The coding region runs from base 1189 to 2028 and encodes 279 amino acids.